UACAGUAGCACGGGAUGCGCCGCACAAAGCGAGUCUGAAAUGCCAGACGGGAGGGACAGGGAGAUUCAGAAGGCACACAGCAUCGUUUCUUGAGGAUUUAUAUAUGUAUAUCUGUUAUUGGAUAUCUAUUUUCCUGGAUCAUUAGGACGUAUUAUAACAGGAGCGGGAUUUUUGUAAAAAAAAUAAAAAUAAAAAAAUGCAUAAUAUUAUAUCGGCGCACGCAAACUCUAUACAGACCAUUGGGAUUUAUUAUUAACUAAUUAUAAUGAAUGCGACCUUCUUUAAGGCAGAAUACUGUUUCUGAACAUCUCAAGGAGCCUUUCUUGUGUCCCCUUUUCAUCUGCUUUUAAAACUUCAUCUAUUUAAUGUUGUCUGGGGGAUUUUAUCUUCUCAUGAAACCAUGACAGGAACGACGAUCGCACUGUUUUUUGAAAAUCUACUUAGUAAAUUGUCCCUGUUUGGAUUUAAGAUGUUGGAUUCGUUGUGAAAGUUGGGAAUAGUCAUUAAAUAACUGUAAGGACUGGACGUUGGACCGGUUAUAUCAUAUAAUUAUUUCUGACUUUUCUUGGUCAACUCAAACAAUGGGGAUCAAGCUACGAGUUAUUCUGGGAAUGUUUCAGUUCGUGUCACUUACUGGAAUGCCCACAUACUGUGCCAAGACACCGUCAGAGCACUGGAAGCUGACAGAGAGCCACAGAUCUGGAGAAGUGGUGAGGUGGUUGGAUGUGUAUCAAAGAAGUGGGUGUCAUCCCAGAGAGACGCUGGUGGAAGUUUGGCGGGAGUUUCCAUGGGAGACACACCACCUCUUCCUGCCGUCAUGUGUAACACUGCACCGCUGUGGAGGCUGCUGCUCUGACGAAGCGCUGGAGUGUGUGCCAUCACAGACACACACACUCAUCAUGGAGCUCAUGAGGACAUCGUAUAUGAAGCAUGAACUUGUAAAGCUGCCUUUCACAGAACACAACCAGUGUGAGUGCAGGCUAAAAGCAAAUCUUCGUGCAGAACCAACCAGGCAAGGUCCGCCCACAACAAGAAGAGGCAGAAAGCGGCAAAAGGGGAAACCAAAGCGAAAGAAACACAUGGGAAAAAAACUGAUGACACCUGUGCCAACUACACCCCCUCCUCCACCCCCUCCCACCCAUCCACCAAGCUCCGCCCCUCCACCACCUGCCAGAGAGGUGUGUCCGCCGUGCCCCGCCCGCAGGAUGACAUCACUGCCUCCCUCCUGUGAGUGCAGGUGCAGUUUGAGGGAGGUGAGCUGCACAAGGAGAGGCAAGACACUCAACCAGCACAGCUGCCGAUGUGAGACCCAAAGUGAAUAGUGACAAACCUCCCUCAUAAUCCACCUAUCAAACUUUGCACAGCUUUGAGGAGGUCAAAUGUUUGCUUAUUCUUUUAUCACAGAGUCUGGUGUUGGCAUCUUACCCAGAUAAUGGGUUUGUGUUCGAGAAUAAACAACCAAACACAACCCCCGGCCCCCCUGGCCCCACCCCACACACUAUUAUGGCAGCAUUAGAUGCGAAUACACAGUUCUGUUUGCACAGUAUAUCCAUACCUGCACAGAUGGGGAAGUGGUUCAGAAUAUCAUCACAUCAUUAUUAAGCUUCUGAAAGAGAAAUUGUGAAGCUUUAGAAGCUUCUUGCUGUCAUGAUCCACAACGGUCAAUGCAAGAGUGGUCUUUGCUAUUUUCUGAAGAAAACUUCAGCUCAACUUUUAGACUGUAUGAUGGACAUAAUUGCGGUCAAGUGCAUUGAGUCAAGUGCUAAGGCACAUAUUCAGCACACAGUGGGGAACUUUGGGGUACUAAACCCAUACAUCAGGAUGGACCGUCAUCUGUAAUGGGAAUUUGGGGAUUUUUGGGUCUUCUGGAGCAUAUCUUAAAACUGAGGUGUGGAUUUUUUUCCAAUUUUAAAGAGCUUUCUCCUAUCCCGACCAAAAAUUGCAGAGACAACUAUUAGUAAGCAAUUCGUAGGUUGAUUUCCCAAAAAACACAGCAACAUUGGCUCAACAUUGGCAUAAGUUAGGACGGGACCAUCUGUUUGUCCAACCAGGGCAAGUGGGGCAUAGUGCUUGGGAAACCUUUUGAAAAAACCCAUUAUUUUGCUAUUUUGUUUGGUGAUGCUAGAGAUGCAGAAGUCACACACUUCACCUUUAAAACAACAUGAAUGGAUCCAAGUGAAUCCACAAAGGCAAGGAAAAGAGAGAUAAGCACGGAUGAAGAGGAUGGUAUAACCAUAUUGAGGAGGACAAUGCUGAGAACUGGCAAAGGGAAAACAGAGACUAAGGAAGGAGUUUUUUUAACCAAACUACUUAAACACAUAACUGGAGAGUGUUUGUGAUGAUGAAUGUUGACCUUCAAUCUUGAGAGAACUCAAGUGUCUCGCUACACAAACACAGUAUCUCAUCUCCGAAACAUCCCUGAUGUCUCGUCUGACCCGUCGCAUGUAUUAACUGGACAGUCUGGCGAUUAGAAUGACUGACGGGUGUCUGUGUGGUCUCAGUAGCGCAUAAUAAGGAUCUGUGCAUUUAGCCUAAUUUAUUCCUGGCCUCUAAGUCCAUAAUGUGGCUUUGCAGACUGUAUCAAUGAGUCUUUUUGUGUUUGUUUGAUUUGCUUUUUGUUCGGCUCCUUUCUUUUGGGAAUUUAAAGCUUUUCCCACUGGUUAGCCAGUGACAGGAAUGUCAAUGUUAUAGAAACCUGGCGAUAAUCCAUUGGUGGUCACAAAACACACAUUUUCUCUCUCUCCCACACUCCCAACACAACAACCCCCCCCCCCCCCUUUUUUACUUUUUUUUUACUCUUUCUCACAACACAUACACUACAAACAAUCUCAUUCUUAAUAAGAAUCUUAUUCUUAAUACAUCUUCGUCUUGUUUUUCCUGUACAAAGAUGUAAACAUCUUUAAAACAAGGGAAUUUACCAAAUUAGCAAAACUAGCAUAAGAUAUUAUGGCUUGUUUGCAGAAAAUGUACCUUGAAUUUAAGCAUAUUUUGUAUUUUGUCAGACUAAAGUUUUUCACUUAAAUAAAAAUAUGCAAUAGUGCACACUUAUUUGCAAGAUACACUGUAAAAAAAAUCUGCGUACUAGAACUUAAAAGUACAUUUACUGGCUGGCUUCAUCGUGGUGUUAAAGUUACAAACUGCAGUGAUAAGUCCAUUGCUUAUUUUUAAACUGUGUGUGACUGGCAAAAUAUUUUGCAAAAUGAUAUGAAACAGGUCAUUACAUCACAAGUGCAAGUGCAAUGCUCUGUCAGUUGAGCUACUGCGCUCUUUGAGUAGUUGGUUCUGUAAUGCAAACGUUAUAAUGUAUCGCCUUACAAAUCAUGUGCUAUACUAAAAUUGUUUAGAUGUCAUAAGAUAGCGUCGUGUGAAGAACAGGGUGAGAAGUAAGUGCUAAUGAACUGAUAAUUUGCUGUUUUACUCAUGAAUUGUUUGAAAGUGAAUAAAAGUCAUUGUUGUAGCACCUCUAGUGGUCAUUUCACCAGAAAACUGCCGCGAAAUGAACAAUGAGGCACGUAUAAAUAAUUGGGAAAAAUUGUUGCCUUAAUAUCUUAUGCAGUUUUGCUAAUCAGGUGAAUUUAUCUUGUUUUAUGAAUGUUUAUAUAUAUUUUUACAGGAAAACAAGACAAAGAUACUCAUUAAGAAUUUUUUUUUUUUUUUUUUUUUUUUUUUUUGCAGUGCACACAUACACACAAAAAUGCAAGCAGAUAAAUAUAAGCUUUUCUGUGUUGAUAUUGAAAGAUGAAUUUAUUUGAUCUAUUUUAAUCAUGUUUUUGUAAAGAACACUAAUGUUAUUGUUGUCCAUUUUGUUUUAAAGAAUGCUUAAAGAAUGUUUCUUUGUGUAUCUCUGCUAAUCCAACCUAGAGAAUCAGGCUGGUGGCACAGUCUCGACUGUGUCUGUGUUGAAUUUGAGUAAAGAAACUGUGCAAGCACCCAGCAGGCUUUAGAAAAAAGUGUUUCAUCUUAAUAAUCUCACAGAAUUAGAAAUAUGAUGUAUUUAUUUUAUUAUUAUAUUGCAAUGUUUCUUUUGGAGAUUUUGUCAAACAUUUAUUUUGCUAUGAUUGUGAUAAUUUGGGAAUGCUCAGUGUUUUGGCUGGAGGAUAUCUUCAGAAUUGUACAGCUUGGAUGUAGCUGUCAGCCAAAGUUGAGGACCAUGAGUUUCGAUUGAUGUUGGAGGCUGCAAAAGUAAAGAAUUGGCUAUUUUUUAAUGAUGGCCAUUUAACCAGACAUUUCUUUCUACCAUAUAUGUAGCAUUAUUGAGUGAAAUAUGACUAUUUGUAGUAAAUACAUGCAAUAAUGUAAUUUAGUAAGAUCCCUAGGUCCCUUUCACCCUCCAACUCCCCGAAUAUGGGAUAUUCAUUUGGUAUCAUUCAGUUUUUCCAAACUACUGACCUGUGCAUGUCUCCAGAUGUGGUUUGAUAGAAUCCACAUGAAACAGCAUUUGCAACACAUUUUACAUCCGUAAUGUGGCAUUUCUGAGUGAACCAAACAAAAAAAUGUCGUGCAGUGAUUGUGAAAAGUCGGUGUUCCAUACCAGAAUGGAGACAGACUUGAAUGCAAGUUUGCUAAAGGAAUGGCUAAAUAAUUAUGUAAUAGCCCGUGUGGUCUAGGGGAUAUCAGUGGAAAAGGUAAGUCAUUUCAAAGGUGGAGCAAUUUAUUACAUUUUGAUCCAAAAAAUUACGAAGAUUUUUUUAAAUUUUCUUUCUUUAAAAUGAUGUGCACUGAUGAAUCAUGCACUAUAAGACCUGGAACAUGUAUAAGGGGGCCGUUCACUCAGAAUGUGCACUUGCGUUCAUCAGCGCUGUUUAAUUGUUUGUCUAUGUAAAACAUGCACUAGACAGACAUGUUUGAUCAUUUCAAUAUGUUUUGCUGCAUUUUUAAGAUGUCAAGUUAAAAACAGUUCAACUUUUAAAACAACAUAAUCUCACGGGAAAUCGACAUGUAGCUUCCGAAAGUUCAUGCACCCUGAAAUAGUGUUUUGUGCAAGUAACCUCCGAGACAUGGUUUCCAGUCCCAUGGGAACCAGGAAGUAAUCGCGUUUACAUAAACAUUGGUGAGUGGGAUUUGAGCCCAUUGUACAAAGGUGCCGCAGUUUGUUCCUGGGAGGCAGUAGAUGUCCUAACCCCACCCCUGCCCUAAUCUUAACCAUAUGGAGCCUGUAAGGCUGAGUAGCCUGCCAGGAACAACGCAUGGCACCUUUCAUCUAUCACAGCAAUUCGACGGUUGCAUUUUUGCACAAAAACAUAAAAUGUCCUCUAUGAUGGUUACAUUUAUGGUUGGGAUCUGGGUUAGGGAGUAGAGUUAAUAAAAUAUUUAUUUCUGUUGACUGUAUAUUAUUACACUGCCUGGCCAAAAAAUAAAAGUCACCGUUUGGAUUUAAAUAAUGGUUAUGAUCUGAGGUUGCUUCAGUUGGUCAGGUCUAGGCUCAGCAACAUUAUGUGGCAAUGUGCUGGAGAAAAAUUUUACGGAGUGGUUCGAUUCUCCUGUUGUCAAUACCGCCUUUAGCUUUGAUUACAGCGUACCUUCGUCGUGGCAUUGUUUCGACAAUCUUUUGCAACAUCACAACAUUUAUUUCCAUCCAGAGUUGCAUUAAUUUUUGGCUGAGAUCUUAUAUUGAUGACGGGAGAGACGAACUACUCUGUAAAGUCUUCUCCAGCACAUCCCAAAGACUUUCAAUGGGGUUUAGGUCAGGACUCUGUGGUAGCCAAUUCAUGUGUGAAAAUGAUUCCUCAUGCUCCCUGAACCACUCUUUCACAAUCUGAGCCAGAUGAAUCUUGGCAUUGUCGUUCUGGAAUAUGCCCAUGCUGUCUGGGAAGAAAAAAUACAUUGAUAGGAUAGCCAGGUCAUUCAGUACAUUCAGGUUGUCAGCUGACUUCAUUUUAUUGCCGCAUAACAUUGCUGAGCCUAGACCUGACCAACUGAAGCAACCCCAGAUCAUAACACUGCCUCCAGAGGCUUGUACAGUGGGCACUAUGCAUGACGAGUUCAUCGCUUCAUGCGCUUCCCUUCUUACCCUGAUGCACCCAUCGCUUUGGAAUAUGGGUAAAUCUGGACACAUCAGACCACAUGACCUUUUUCCAUUGCUCCACAGUCCAAUCGUUAUGCUCCCUAGCAAAUUGAAGCCAUUUUUUCUGAUUAGCCUCACUAACAAGUGGCUUUCUUGUGGCCACACAGCUGUUUAGUCCCAAUCCUGUAAAUUCUUGUCACAUUGUGCGUGUGGAAAUCCUCUUACUUUCACUAUUAAACAUAGCCGUGAGUUCUACUGUUGAUUUUUUACAAUAUGACCUAAACAAGCAUUUUAGUGAUCUAAGAUAACGAUCAUUCAAGAUUUCUUUCCGACUACAUUUCUUCCGCAAAGCUGACGGUUCACCACUACCAUUCCUGGUUUUAUUAAUGCGUUGGACAGUUCUUAACCCAAUUCCAGUGACUUCAGCAAUCUCCUUAGUUGUUUUCUUUUCUGGAUUCAGGCCAAUAAUUUGCCCUUUCUGAAACACAAUAACAUCUUUUCCAUGACCACGGGAUACACCUUCCAACAUGGUUGUUUAAGAAAUGAGAAGCUACACACUGCAUCAGUUAGGAUUAAAAGAAUAGUUGCCAGCUGAAUCAUAUUAAUCACUGCAAUAAUGAUCCAAUCAUAGACUCUUAAGUAUCUGCUUAUUAAAUCCAAAUGGCAAUUUUAUUUAUUUUUUGGCCAGGGAGUGUAUUUACAACUAAAAAUGCAACUCUCUUUUGGCACCACCCUGUGGACAUUUCACUUCCACAACACUUCAAGUUUCGCACACUGGGGGCAGUGGUUAAAAUUUUAGUAAGCUCAGAUCGAUUUCACCAGCAGAACUUUCGACCGCUUUUAGCCAAAUUCACAGUGUGAUAAAGUUUGUUUUAAAACAUAUCUCCAGAUAUCUGCAUUGUGUUACAAUUGGUCGCGCUCCAUAUACCCUUUUUUAAGCGCAAGAAUGUGUCCUUUGUGAAUGACCCCCAAGACAGUAAAUAAGACAUAUUUUGAUUUCAUGCUGGCUUUUAUGUAUUUUGACUCUGUUGACUGGUCAAUAUUCUGUUGAUAAUGACAGGCUUUCCAUCUAAUGGCACUGUAAAAUGUUCUGUGUGAAAUAUCUUGUGCUGUAAAUGUAGCAUUCUCUCUUUCUCAGUAACAGUAACAUGUAUCAACUACCUCUGUGUCUGUACAGUUAAUGUAACAAAAAUAUCACUGCAAGAAUAUACAGUAAAACUGUGACAAUAUAUAAAACAAAUGCAUACAAUAUGAAUGUAUCGACGACAUCAGUGAUUUCAUUCUCUUCUUUGUAAAGAUCAGUCCUGAAUCCUGUCGCUUUGUUUGGCAAAUUUGUGCAUUGAAACGUAUCUAUCAUAUACUGUAUAUCUAUAUAGGACAGGAACCAACAGAACCCAGUCUAUUCUGUACUACCAUCUAUAUGCGAUAUAAGCUUUGAGUGUUUGAACAUAAUUAAUAAUGUUAUUGCUGCUAUACCAUCUGUGCCCGAAUCUCCUGUAUGUGGAAGUAUAUAAAAUAUUUGUCACAGGGAGACAUAACCUACUCUGCUUUAUGUCUACAGUAUGUAUAAAUAGCAAACAUAAGUCUGAUCACACACAUAUAGUAUUCAAUAUGACCACAACAGACAUAAAGCAAUGUGCUAUAUAUUAAUAUAAAUAAAGUGAAAUGUCUUAUUUUUGAGAAAGAUUUGUGAUGAUUUGGUAAUUCUGAUAACAU
Myxocyprinus asiaticus (Chinese sucker) is the source of this 7720-nucleotide messenger RNA. Its product is annotated as vascular endothelial growth factor A-like. Lineage: Eukaryota; Metazoa; Chordata; Actinopteri; Cypriniformes; Catostomidae. The transcript is spliced from 8 exons. Gene Ontology annotation, biological process: vascular endothelial growth factor signaling pathway; response to hypoxia; positive regulation of mast cell chemotaxis. The record is from RefSeq and is a predicted model, not a curated record. Bases 582 to 1322 code for a protein of 246 amino acids. Gene Ontology annotation, molecular function: growth factor activity; chemoattractant activity; heparin binding. Gene Ontology annotation, cellular component: membrane.